AUUCCCCCAACAAUGCUAGACAAAGAACUCUCUAGCCAACAAAACGAACUUCAAACUUUUCAGGUUUUCGAUUGCAAACUCGAAAAUGGUGGUGAUCGAGCCGGUGACGUCAGCCGAUAACCAUCCAAAACCGUCAAAUUCAACCAACGUCGGAGUAGAUUCAACCGUCGGAGACAGACUAAACACCGACGGAGCAUAUUCCGGAAGCGGCGAUAAACCAACGGCCGCCGGAUACGCUUCCGACGGUUACGAAACGGCGAGCGAGACGGAAGUCGGGGACGGUGAGGCGGUUAACGAUAACACUGAUAAACCGAACGACGUCGUUGAAGAUGAACAUCGGUUAAAGGAUCAGACGUAUGAAGAUGCGCUUAAUGAUGAUGAACUUAAGCAGAAAAUUUUGGUGCAAAUGAAUGAUGCAAAAGUUGAAGGAAAUAAGUUAUUUGGAGAUGGCCUGUAUGAAGAGGCAUUAUUGAAGUAUGAUUAUGCCAUCCAACUUGCACCUGAGAUGCCGUCUUCUUCUGAGAUUAGAUCAAUUUGUCAUAAUAAUCGCGCUACGUGUUUCUUCAAGCUGGGCAAGUAUGAGGAUACUGUCAAAGAAUGUAGCAAGGCAUUGGAACUAAAUCCUACGUACAUGAAAGCUUUAGUUAGAAGAGGAGAAGCCCAUGAAAAGCUUGAAAACUAUGAUGAGGCUAUUGCUGAUAUGAAGAAAAUCUUAGAACUGGAUCCUUCAAAUCACCAAUCUAGGAGAACCAUCUUCCGUUUAGAACCAUUGGCCAUAGAAAAGCGUGAAAAGAUGAAGGAAGAGAUGCUCGGGAAGUUGAAGGAUAUGGGGAACUCGAUUCUAGGACGAUUUGGAAUGAGCGUGGACAACUUUAAAGCAGUAAAAGAUCCGAACACUGGCUCGUAUUCAAUUUCAUUUCAGCGCUAGAUGUAUGGCUUUUGCGUGUUUAUAAAUAAUUAAAUAGCACAAACACGUUUGGUAUUAAGAGUGUGGAAAUAAUUCAUCUAACUGCAUUCAUACUCUGGAUAUAAUCAUGUUGGUUUUUUGUUACUAAAAUACCAUUUUUUAAAACAAAUUGUUAUUCAUAA
This is a messenger RNA of Helianthus annuus (common sunflower), 1089 nucleotides long. RefSeq names its product tetratricopeptide repeat protein 1. Lineage: Eukaryota; Viridiplantae; Streptophyta; Magnoliopsida; Asterales; Asteraceae. The record is from RefSeq and is a predicted model, not a curated record. Gene Ontology annotation, molecular function: protein binding. The coding region runs from base 86 to 928 and encodes 280 amino acids. The transcript has 5 exons.